AGUCAUCAUAAUCCCAAGUUCCCAACCAUUGUUUGAAAUUUUCAGGAAUUAGGUCAACAAUCUCAAUCCAUUUCUUAAUUUGAUGAGUUGCAGAAUUCCAACUAACAUUCGCCAUUGAUCUUUCAUUCCGGUGUGUGUCAACAAUUUACGCAGCUCCGAUCAUCCUCCUCCAAUGGCGAGUUUCUUCGGCGGCUGCUGUGGGCGACGCACUUUGGUGCUUCUAGUCCUCGCCACCGCCAUCCCCUUCUCCCUGAUCGUUUCUCUGGAGCGAGCAGCCACCUCUACCAAUGGCUCUCUCAAGUACACUAGCCACGGCUGGUUAAGGGAGUGCGCCAAAUGGGACCAUCCACGUCGCAGAUUUCUCAUAUCCACCUUCUUCGACGGAGGAAUCGCCGAGAUUCGCCUCCCGGACACCGCCGACAGCUCCGACUUGCAGGAGCGUACGGUGAUCGCCGACGCUGACGUCGCCGGCAACGCCUCUCUAGGGAUCGCAAUCGAUGGGAAGCGAGACCGUCUCCUUGUUGUAUAUGCUGACAUCAUGAGAUUUCGGUCCGCCGCAGUAGCCGCUUACGGACUCGAGUCCGGCGAGCGUUUCUUCCUUACUCGCCUCAGCCGACCAGAUGACGAACCCUCAUUUGCCGACGAUGUAGCCGUCGACAAUGACGGCAAUGCUUAUGUUACCGACACGAAAUCAAACAAGAUCUGGAAAGUAGGAUUGAAUGGCGAACUCCUAUCAAUCAUAAGGAACAAUACUUUCCUCCAAAAGAAAGAAUGGUACAGAACCUUCGUUGGGCUCAACGGAAUUAUACACCACCCAAACGGCUAUCUUCUAGUCAUACACACCGCUGGUGGCUAUCUCUUCAAAAUUGAUACCAAAACCGAGGAAGUAAAAGUUGUACAAGUUACAGGUUCUGUUCUGCUGGGAGAUGGCUUGGAGCUGCUCUCACCAAGCAAGCUGGUAGUUGCAGGCACCCCUUCUGCUAGAAUUCUGGAGAGCUUCGAUGAUUGGAAUACUGCAACUGUCACGGAAAGAUUUGUCGGACCUUUGCAUCGCAUCGCCUCAUCGGCGACGGUGAAGGACGGGAAGGUUUACAUUAAUCAUUUAUUGGGAUUUGGAUUUACAAGGUGGACUCAUGUUCUUACUGAAGCUGUUUUCACUCCUUUGGCUGCCAAGUGACCAAUCAUCAGUGGUAUGCUAGGUUAUCGUUGGGCCCUUUACAUUAAUACCAGACAAAUCCUAUAUAUUUACAUGUCUAACAUCUAAACUUUACUUUUUUCUUGUACUUAUGCCACCGGAAUCUUUCAUGUUACGUCAAAAAUACCGUCAUUUUAAAUUUCAGAAAGUGGAAUAUACCUUUUGAUGCAUAGGUAAGGUGGUAUGUAUCUAAAAAGUAAAAUGUAGGUGUUAGAUAUGUAAAUAAGUAGGAAUUGAGUGGUAUGUGUUUGAACCCUGCUAUAUUAUGUCUUUAUGUUUCCACAUGAUUUGCAAAGUAGAUCUGUAGAGUGUGUUUCUGUUUCUGAUUUCAUCUUGUAUGCUAUGUCUGUUCAUUUCCAUUUGUUGUGGUGGGUUUUUUUAGUUGAUUUUGUAAUGUAAACCUUCAUUGGAUUUAAUUCAUGUUAAGCUAUGGAGCAUAAGUUAAGUAAACAUCA
Molecule: messenger RNA, 1650 nt
Organism: Phalaenopsis equestris
Lineage: Eukaryota; Viridiplantae; Streptophyta; Magnoliopsida; Asparagales; Orchidaceae
Exons: 2
Coding region: 173-1177 (334 amino acids)
Cellular component (GO): endoplasmic reticulum
Source: RefSeq, a predicted model, not a curated record